Molecule: messenger RNA, 3459 nt
Organism: Truncatella angustata
Lineage: Eukaryota; Fungi; Ascomycota; Sordariomycetes; Amphisphaeriales; Sporocadaceae
Exons: 2
Coding region: 1-3459 (1152 amino acids)
Source: RefSeq, a predicted model, not a curated record
AUGCAGGCUCUCAAUUGCUGCGGUGACCAAGAGGCUCACCAUAAUCGCAAUUCAUCAACGGCAGCAACACAGCUGCCCGCUCGGCCAGCUCGAGCCAAGUUGCCCAAGCCUCGCCUUCUGAGUCAACACCAGAGUACUUCCGUUGUCCCAUUCGAUGGCACCCAGGCACCCUCACUUAUGACGACACCCAGAAAUCAAGCUGCACUGGAUCCAACGGUGAUCGAGGUCGAAGAUUCUGACAGUGACGAUGGAAACACCAACCCUAGAAGCUCCCCUACGAGCACUCUGGGAGCCCUCAAGACGAAGCUUAUUCGUCGCCUAUCUCAAAAGUCACAAUCUAAAUGGCGAUCACAGCAGAGUAUUGGGAGCAGCGAAGAGGAACUUGCACGGCGUGCCGAGCUGAGACGUCUCAGACAGAAAAGAAUUCAAGAGGAGCUCGAGACCGAAGAGGAAGAGGAAACAAAGGGGCCCCCGCCAAUUGCUACCCAGUGUAGGUCUCCAUCGCCAGUGCUGCCGGAACUUCCUGGAGGCGGUCCAAGAGAGAACGUUGAAUUCUCGGUUUGCGAAGCUGACGACGCAAAUUCUGAUCAUUCAUCUACCCCUGCGCAAGAAAUGGUCGCACUUGCUCUGCCCAUCAUAACUAAUACCGCCACUUCACUUCGACAUCGCAGUAGCUGUCCGACCGGUGCUAUCCAUUCCCAAGACAAUUCAGCUCCCCAGGUAGAAAAUAUUCUUCGCGACUGUGGAUCACUGCCAGAGAUGCCCGUAUCGCCUCAGCUGGAGCCUGUACGGUCAUCAAAUGUCCGCCGGUCAAGCUCCAUAGAUUCCUGGCGACUUUCGUACAGUGCCGGACAACUUGCGGAAUAUAUUCGGGAGGGGGAGUUGGAAGCCCAUAGCAACGGAGACGUUGUCCAAGCCACACUUGAGCAAGACUCACUGGAGAAGGCUUACUCUCCCCUCCGUGGAUCAACUACAUCAAUAAACAACAAGCAGCUUAGUCUGAGCUUGAGAAAUUACCCACGCGAGGACGAGCUUGUUCAAUCUAGAUCUUCAUUGGCAAACGAUGCUCACGAUGGCAAACUUUUGACACCAGAACUAGACGAAGACGAGAGCCAAUUCGAGCAAUCUACCGGUAUCUUCCACAACACCACCCACAUUGAUCAAAUAUCCCCUCUUGACCUCUGGCUUCGCGUGUCGAAUACCCUACAGUCUAUAUCGCACUCCUCGACGCGCCGCAACAGCGACAGUGUCAUUGAAGAUCGUCCAGAUGCUUCUGCACUAGGUGAGCUGGGUUCAAAUGGUAGAUUCAAGAUUGGGCCGUGCUCGUCCUCCUCCCACCGGGGAUACGAAUCAGCAUUGCUCAGAGUUCCAGGUUCUUUUGCCACAACCGGCCGAUCUAGUGGAAUGCCAUCUCCAGCAUUUUCAAUCCCGAAGGAGACAGAACAGCGUGGCGCCGUCUCACUAGAUGUCAAUCGCGGUCAAAUGGUGCAGGAAUCCUUGUCCUCACGCUACACAACUCGACCGAGUAGUGCUGAUCUAACGCGACCGGUCUCUAGUCUUGGGUUUGUCGGUCCACCGAGAAUAUUACAACUGAGCCAGACAACCGCAGUCAACAAUCUUGAACCGAGAGGUAUGGUUGCCGCAGACAAAUCAGAGACAAGCUCCUAUAGAACCGCACCAAUUCAGACUCUGGUGCCUACUACGGUCAUUUCAGGCAAGGAAAAUGCUCGUUCAAGUUCGAGUUUAGAAACUGCGUCUGAGACCGCGAGCUUCAAGCAUAGGGAAGCAGAAUUGAAAUCAGUUGCUAAGAGGUUUGCAGAGCCACGUGGCCGGCGCCAUGCCAGCAGCUCAGUAGCCAGCAGAUUCCGAGAAGAGUUUGACGACCCUCUGGUACGACAUUCUAGGAAGCCUUCACUACUGAAAUGGCUCCUGCCGAAAAGAGGGUAUCACAGAAAUACAUUACACAAGCUUGGUCCAUUCCCACAUGGCCAUCGAAAUUGCGUAGGAGCUGCUGUUAUGUCACGUCGUGCUGUUGCUCCAGGUCCGAACCAGUCGACAUCUUUGCGAAAAGGACAGCAUUUCCCCACCGGCGACAAGGAUUUAAAGCUAGAAGAGACUGCCACGGAUCUCUGGCAGCGAGCUAUUCGACUUGAGGCGGAUCGACGUGAUGCGCAACAACGAUACCAAGCCAGCCCUCGUCAUGACCAUCAACACUUUACACUGGAGGUUCCUCAAUCCCGUGAUGCUUCGAGCAGGCUUACUACAGCUAUACCCGCUCAUGCUCGUGAUACCAGCUCCGUCUACAGUCGCAGUAAUUAUGAUACCCAGUCAGGUAUACAGUCACCAAAAUCUCGCUCUGUCGUAGGCCAGGAAGAUAUACAACUUAUGAGCACUUCGCAAGAGACUUCAAACCGUAUUCUCAAGGAAUGGCAACAUCAGAUCCAAUCCGAGGUGUCUAGUGCUCAUCGGGCGCCAAGUUUUACGACACAUAUCCAUGCCUCAGGAAAGUCCAAGGUCAUGCCAGAAUCAUGGGCGAAGUGGCCAUCACAUGAUCGGACAAAACGUAACGGUGCUACAGGCGCUAACGAUUGUGUGACACCAAAGGAUUACGCUGUGUCUAGAGACACUUUCGAGGCCGGUACCAAUCGGACCACAACUGAAAAAGGACAUAGUCCAGCAGGGGACGACGAACAUGCACCGCUGGAACGACAGUCUUUGACAGCCAAAUUGGGCCGGUCUCUGAGAGACGGACUUGCAAAGCUCCUUCCAACUCGAGAUGGAUUGCUUGAUGAAGCUGUUAUUUCGAGGAGAGAAGGUCAAAGGAUACGUCCUGGUUCUACUGGAUAUCUAGAGUAUCCCGAACUUGAACUUUUGCCACAUCAUGGCGGAUACCAGGAGUUAGAAGCGCUCGAGCAAACGAUUGACUACAUAAAGCGCCCAUCCGUAUCUAACGAGACCAGGCCACGAGGUGUCAGUGGGGCGUCAUCGAGGGUGCCUCUAAGCUCGAGGAUCGCACAUGAAAUCCAGGACCUUCACUGUGGCGAUAGGCCCGGUUCGCCAGAUACCGGCGAUUUCAUAAAAGCGACUACCCAACCUCCAAACACACCUGUCAGUAAAAGGAACGCUUCUGAAGCCAUAUCAGCCACAUCACAACAAUUUGGCACGCCGAUGACGCAUGUUUCAUACGAAGAUUGUGUGCCUAAACACAUGUUGGAAGAGAAUGAUUCAGCCAAAAGUGACACUAAGGUCAUGGUUCAACGAUCCAGAUCCGCUGCGGAGCACAAUGUUGCAGGUAUUCCAUACAAAUACAGCACUUGGAAUGGCAGAGCCAAAUCCAUGUCCAUAAAGCGUAUGAGGGCUUGUGGCUCAGAAUUGGAAAGAAUGAUAGCUUCAGAGAAGGGAAAUCUCGGUCAGAGCAGCGAAGAGCGAACUGCAGAAAUUCCUGAGAUCAAACCCUGA